GUGCCGCGCUCCCUGCCCGGGCUGCGUCCCUCCACGCGUCAGCAGGGCGGUGCUCCCUGGCGCGUCUCCUCCCGCUGCGCGCACUGAUGGGCCCAGGCGGAACGUCCUCCGCGUCGGGGCGGGUCUGGGGUUCCGGGUGGCUUUGGCUGGGGACCCGGGCCCGGCCUCGGGAGUCGCGCCGCGGAGUGAGGGUGGAACCCUCUGGGCCGGCGCACGUGCUAUGGAAGCGCGGCUCCUUCAGCGCCCGGACUGCCGCGCUCCUGAAAGGCGCGUGUCUCCUGUCGUCCGGCUUCGUCUCGGCGGAGCGGGAGGGGGACGGUGCGUCUGCCCCCGAGGGCUGCGCGACUCUCCACGGAGGCCGCGGGCGUCCAGGUCCCGCGCAGAGUUGCCGGGGCGGCUGCGCGCCUCGGAACCGGAGUGGUCGGGGCCAGGCCCGGAACACGGAGCAGGACCCUUGAACAUCUGUGAGGAAAUGACUAUUCUGCACGGAGGCUUCCUGUUGGCUGAGCAGCUGUUCCACCCCAGAGCUCUGACAGAACUGACCAAGUCUGACUGGGAGCACGUUGGGCGGCCCAUUGUGGAGGCCUUGCAGGAGAUCUCCUCCGCAGCAGCGCAUUCCCAGCCCUUUGCCUGGAAGAAGAAAGCUCUGAUCAUCAUCUGGGCCAAGGUUCUGCAGCCUCAGCCUGUGACCUCUUCUGACACGGACACUCGGUGGCAGGAAGAUGUGUUCUUCUCAGUGGGCAAUAUGAUCCCCACCCUCAAUCACACCGUCCUGUUUGAGCUGCUCAAGUCCCUAGAAGCUUCUGGACUCUUUAUCGAGCUCCUGAUGGCCCUGCCUGCCAUUGUCUGCUGUGCAGAACUCGAGCGCUUUUUGGAGCACGUGAGCAUUGACACGUCCUCUGAGGACGUGGCCUUCUUCCUGGAUGUCUGGUGGGAAAUGAUGAAGCACCGGGGUAAUCCACAGGAUCCCCUGCUCUCCCAGUUCAGCGCAAUGGUCCAUAAGUACUUGCCUGUCUUAGAAGAGUUCCCCCAUCCUCCCAAGAGGCUGAGGUCAGAGCCAGACGUGUGCCCCACCAUGCUUCUGUUGGCCAUGCUGCUUCGUGGGCUGAUGCAGAUCCAGGGUCGGAUCCUGGGCCCAGGGAGAAAGUGCUGUGCACUGGCCAACCUGGCCGACAUGCUGAGCGUGUUUGCACUGACCGAGGACGACCCCCAGGAGGUGUCUGCAACUGUGUAUCUGGACAAACUGGCCACAGUGAUCUCUGUGUGGAACUCAGACACCCAGAACCUGUACCACCACCAGGCACUGGCAGAGAAGGUCAAGGAGGCAGAACGGGAUGUCAGCCUGACCUCACUGGCCAAACUCCCCAGUGAGACGAUUUUUGCCGGCUUGGAAUUGAUGCACGCCCUGCUGGGGGAGUGGGGGGAGGAGCUGCAAGCCAUGCUCUGCAGCAGCCAGGGCACAAGCUAUGACAGCUACCGGCUGUGCGACAGUCUGACUUCCUUCAGCCAGAACCUGGCGCUCUACUUGAACCGCGCCAGCCUGCCCGAGGAGGAGAGGCAGGUGGCCUCUGAGCUGGCAGUGUGUGUCAGGGACUUCCUGAGGAAAACCAGCAGGGUGCUGAAGAACAGGGGCUCCCAGGACAUCACGGCUUCCAUUGCCAUGGCCAUCAUCCAGCAGAAGAUGAACCGUCACAUGGAAAUGUGCUACAUUUUUGCUUCUGAGAAGAAGUGGGCUUUCUCAGACGAGUGGGUAGCCUGCCUGGUGAGUAACAGGGCUCUCUUCAGGGAGCCAGAUUUGGUGUUGAGGCUGCUGGAAACAGUGCUAGGUGCCAGCACCACUGACAGAGCAGUCCCCGAGCCUCAGAUCCAGCAAGUGCUCCACUUGGUCCUGGAAUGUUACACAGACCUCUCCCUGCCAGACAAAAACAAAGUCCUUGCAGGCAUCCUGCAUUCCUGGGGGAAAAGGGGCCUAUCUGAAACGUUGCUGACCUAUGUGGAGAGUUUUCCGGAAGACCUCAAUACAACCUUAAACAAGCUCGCUCAGAGUGCCUCCGAGCAGGGCUUGGCAAAAGCUGUGGCCUCCGUGGCCCGCCUGAUGAUAGUGCACCCGGAAGCCACAGUGAAGAAAAUCUGCAGCCUGGCUGUGGUCAAUCUUGGCACCCACAAGUUCCUGGCCCAGAUUCUCACAGCCUUCCCCGCUCUUCGGUUCAUAGAAGAGCAGGGUCCAAAUUCAUCUACCACUUUCAUGGUGUCGUGCCUCAGAGAAACUGUCUGGGCAAAGUUCUCUACACCCAAGGAGGAAAAGCAAUUUUUGGAGCUCCUGAACUGCCUGAUGAAUCCUGUGAAGCCCCAGGGGAUUCCAGUGGCUGCUCUGCUUGAGCCAGAUGAGGUGCUGAAGGAAUUUGUCCUGUCAUUCUUGAUGUUAGAUAUUGAAGAGGUGGACCUCAGUCUGAAGAUCUUCCUCCAGACUCUAGAAGCAAAUGCAUGCCUGGAGGAAUACUGGCUCCAGGCCUGCUCCCCAUUCCCACUCCUCUUCAGCUUGUGCCAGCUCCUGGACAGCUUCAGCAAGUACUGGCAGCUCCCUAAGGAGAAGCGGCGUUUGUCUUUGGAGAGGAAGGAUCUGGCGGCCCAUAUCCUGGAGCUCCUGUGUGAGAUUUUAUUAGCCAAUGCCGAGACCUUCUCCCCAGACGCCUGGAUCAAGUCCGUGUCCUGGCUCCACCGCAAGUCAGAAGAGCUUGACUGGACUGUGGGCCUCAGACUGAAGACCUUUUUUGAAGGACACUUCAAGUGUGAGGUGCCAGCCACACUUUUUGAGAUCUGUAAGCUUUCUGAGGAUGAGUGGACCUCCCAGGCCCACCAAGGGUAUGGGCCAGGCACAGGGCUCCUGGCCUGGAUGGAGUGCUCCUGCAUCUCCAGCACCCUCUCAGAGAGGAUGCUGUCUCUGUUGGUGGUCAACGUGGGUAGUCCUGAGGAGGUCAGGUUGUUCAGCAAAGGAUUUCUGGUGGCCCUGGUGCAAGUCAUGCCUUGGUGCAGCCCUCAGGAGUGGCAACACCUUCAGCAGUUGACCAGGAGGCUGCUGGAGAAACAGCUGCUCCAUGUCCCAUAUAGCCUGGAGUAUAUUCAGUUUGUUCCUCUGCUCAACCUGAAGCCCUUCGCCCAGGAGCUCCAGCUCUCUGUACUCUUCCUGAGGGCUUUCCAGUUUCUCUGUAGCCAGAGUUGUCAAAAUUGGCUUCCUCUGGAAGGCUGGAACCAUGUGGUCAGACUCCUGUGUGGCAGUCUGACCAGCCUCCUGGACUCAGUCAGGUUGAUACAGUCAGUUGGCCCUUGGGCGCAGGGACAAGAGCAGGACCUGACCCAGGAAGCUCUGUUUGUCUACACCCAGGUGUUCUGUCAUGCUCUGCACAUCAUGGCCAUGCUCCGCCAGGAGGUCUGUGAGCCACUGUAUAUUUUAGCCUUGGAAACUCUCACUUGCUAUGAGACUCUGAGCAAGGCCAACCCUUCUGUCAGCUCCUUGCUCCAGAAGGUGAACGAGCAGCACUUCCUGAAGUCCAUUGCUGAGAACAUCAGCCCCGAAGGGCGGCGUCAGACCCUGCUGCAAAAGAUCAGCAGCUUCUGACGUUGGCCCAUAGCAGAAAAGCUGGGUCUAAAUAUGGCAGAUCCAUAGGGGUCAGACCUGCACAGCAUGGACUUUACAGCUGCGUUAAACUGUCCACAGGAAAUCAUGGCAAUAAUGGUAUAAAGAAAAUAAUUUCUUAGGUACAUUUAUAAUGUACAAACUAUAAUAAACAUUCUCUUUUGCAUCUC
Molecule: messenger RNA, 3804 nt
Organism: Callithrix jacchus (white-tufted-ear marmoset)
Lineage: Eukaryota; Metazoa; Chordata; Mammalia; Primates; Cebidae
Gene: GEMIN4
Product: gem nuclear organelle associated protein 4
Biological process (GO): rRNA processing; spliceosomal snRNP assembly
Cellular component (GO): SMN complex
Source: RefSeq, a predicted model, not a curated record